Molecule: messenger RNA, 3854 nt
Organism: Platichthys flesus (European flounder)
Lineage: Eukaryota; Metazoa; Chordata; Actinopteri; Pleuronectiformes; Pleuronectidae
Product: stonin-1
Exons: 4
Coding region: 255-2378 (707 amino acids)
Biological process (GO): regulation of endocytosis; synaptic vesicle endocytosis; clathrin-dependent endocytosis
Cellular component (GO): synaptic vesicle; AP-2 adaptor complex
Molecular function (GO): clathrin-cargo adaptor activity
Source: RefSeq, a predicted model, not a curated record
GUGUGUUCGUGUGUGUCCGUGUGAUUGUGUGCGUGUAGUCGGGAGGGGAAUCUCUGUUAAAACUCGCAGGAUUUACUCUCUGCCAUUUUGGAGCAAACCGGCGGACAUCAGGAGCGGAGCCGAGGAGUCAUGACCUGGACCAGUGAACUUCGUCUGUGACUCCGUAAGGGACGUUUUUGGAAGUGCGGGAUAAUUAAUCCAGCAAAGGAGGAGGUGUUUUUUUUUUUGGGACCGGACACCAGUCAUCUACAGCCAUGUGUUCUACCAAUCAUUCAAACUGGGUCACGUUUGAAGAUGACAACACACCCCUCUCCUCACCUCAGAAGCCCCUACAGGCACCAGGCCUUAUCAAAGCCUCUGUACCGCGUCCCAAUGGCCUGAAAUUAGUGCUUCCUCCAAUCAGAGACACUUCCUGGAGCUUCAGUCCUUCCCUGGAAUCUCCUCAAAGCCACUCAAGUCUUAGUGGAAGUUCCUCUGUACCAUGUAGCACACCCUUUAGCACUCCUGUAAGUGGGGCACCUAGCAGUGUGUCCCCGCUUCCCUCCAACACAUGGGAAAAGAACGACUUCCUCCGGCUUUUGUCCAGCGCUUCGACCACUUCUGCCCCUUCUCCUGCACCAGAGACCUUAAAUCAAACCUCAGAUGGACCAAGACCAUUUCCUUCUUUCCAGGGGAACUCAGGACACUAUAACCCUUUCUGGGAUGGAUCUAGACACAGUGCAGAUGUGGACAGUUCCUCUUCUGACUCAGAAUGUGACAACAGCCUACCACGUUUCUUUAUUCGGACCAAAGACGGCCAGGAGCCUCCACGUGACCAGCUCCAGAGCUCCUUCUCCUAUGUUUGCCACAAACUAGAAGGCUUACGAGCACAAACGGACAAUGAAAUUGACACUGAAAAAGAUGGGGAGAGGCGUCUAAGUUGCACAACUGAGGUGUUAAGGGAGGACUCAUCUCAUUUUGUUCCUCGGGGUCUGUAUCGCACACAGAAGAGAGACGGCUGGUCUGUCAUGCUCAGGAUCCCUGAAAAAAAGAACCGUAUGUCCUCUCGACAGUGGGGGCCGAUCUACCUCCGCCUGUUGCAGGGUGGUGUGCUGCAAAUGUACUAUGAGAAAGGGCUAGAGAAGCCAUACAAGGAGUUCCAGCUUCUCCCACAGUUUAGGCUCUCGGACCUUAAACUCGAAAGCUACGGCGAGCCCCGCAAAGUCCUCGCAGUCAAGGUGGAGCAUUUCUCCUACGUAGAAAAGAAACGCUAUCACCCGAAGUUGGAGGUUAGUCAUGAGGCAGAGGUGGAGCAGCUUCUCAAGUUCGGCUCCACGGUGCACGAGGACAUAGAGGACCUGGUAGUCACCAUGGAAGAGGAAAUCUUUAAACUGUGUGUACACCAUCAGCAGAGGCGGCACUACGAGGAGCAGGAGCUGUCAUUGCAGAUCACUGAUCAUAUCUGGGUACAACUGGAUAAGUCGGGAGGAGUCAUAGAGCGGACAGGAUUCACCCAGAUUCACUGCCUUGCUUUUCUGAAUGGAAUAGGGGAUUGUUUUCUUGCCCUUAAUGAUCUCGGGCUACUGCGCUCUAACUCCAGCUACGGGUCGGACGAGGGCAGCGAACUCUGGAUGGAGAUUGCCGACUGUCAUUUCCACAAAUGUGUGAAUGAGACAGAGUUUUUGAGGUCCCGACUGGUAAAGUUCUCGCCUCCUGACGCGUGCCGAGUGGAGCUGAUGCGGUACAAGACGACCACUCUGGGUUGCACAGAAAUUCCUUUCUCAAUCAAAGCUGUGGUCACAGUUCAAGGUGCCUAUGUGGAGCUCCAGGCCUUCCUCAACAUGUCGGCAAGCUUCCUCUCGUCUGUACGGGGGUCUGAACGGUACCCACUGUGUGAGAAUGUAGUGAUCCGCGUGCCGGUGCCAGGCGACUGGGUCAAGGUGACACAGACGGUGGCCUUGCUGCGACAGAGGUCACUGAAAGCCCGUAUGAACAGAAACGCCUGCUUGGGCUCUGUCAGCAGCACAGACUCGCAACCUGUCAUGCAGGUGUCCAUCGGCACUGUCAAGUAUGAGAAUGUAUAUUCAGCCAUCGUGUGGAGGAUCGAGAGGCUGCCAGCUAAAAAUAUGGCAGUGGAUCAUCCCCAUUCCUUCUCCUGCAAGCUAGAGCUGGGAUCUGAUCAGGAGAUCCCGAAUGACUGGUACCCGUUCGUCACGAUGGAAUGUGAAAUAAUGGGAGCAGUGGUGUCACAGACCAGGGUGAAGUCUCUGGGCACUGCGAACGACAUCCAGCCGCAGAAACAUCUGACCAGCUGGACACGCUAUCACUGUCAGGUGGAAGUGGAGAAGAAAUGGAUCGAAACAGAGCCAGAGAGGCAGUCUGGCUGUAUGACACAGUGAGGAUUAGAGAAGCUCUGAAGACGACGUUAUCCUUUUGGUCUACGACAUUUCCCACAAUCGUUUUGUUCGUCAAAAGGGAUAACAACAAAAAAAAAACAAGAACAACAGGGUGAUGAGGGACUUUCUGCUUAUAUCCGGUGUCGCAUUCGUCUAAUUACACAUAGCCUGGUAAUCCAUUUUGUAUCCUUUUCAUUGAGACUGAAUUAGUCUAGACCUAAUCAAAACUUUAACAUUGUCAUUUUACCUAGCACUUUACAUGUAAUAGAUUAAUUAAUUGUAAGAUUACAGUUUAUAUGAGUACUGUAUAUAAGCUUGCAUUUGCAUCAUCUGCACUGCUCUCCAGAAUGAUUGGCAACAAAGGUUUGCCAAACAGACUGAAUGAGAUAAAAGGCAUCAGUAAUGAGAAAUAUUCACUGUGUGUUUAGAAAAACAAAUUGCCAGCAGAGGUUUAGGGUGUGGCAUGACCUAGUUACAAACAAGUUCAUUUAGGUACGACUCCUAUGUUUCUACUAAAUAAAAAAUUUUCAGAAGACACGUUUACAUGGAAACCAAUAUUUCAUCAUUUACCAUAUUCAGACAAUAGUCUGAAUUAGACUUUGCCAUGUACAAAAUGUUUGGAAUUACCUUUACCUGAAUAAGAUCAUACUUGGGACAUAUGAAGCAUUCUAACCUUGCUCGCAUUAUAAAGACAACAAGCAGUAGGACGAAAUGUUGACAGGAGUCAAAAUCAGACCAGGCUCAGUAACGUGUAAAUGACGAUAUAAAUAAAGUAUUCUAUUAGCAACUCAUAAACAUCAUAAUGAUAGUAAUGUCCUAUUCAGGAUAAAGUUAAGUCAGAAUAUUGCUCUCCAUGUAAACAGUAGUAGCAUGAUAGUUUUGAUUAAUGUGCCUUAAGAGUCAGUAACUUGAGACACACACACAAGUUAAUAAAAGUUUUGCCAAACUGCAAGUUCAUUGGAUACAAAAUAAUUAAAUAUUUCGAAGGGUAACUAUUUAGCUUUUGCCAAAUAUACACAAAGUGCACUUACAAAUUGAAACAGUUAUCCAGACAUUAACAAGACUGAUUAACCUGCAGUAUGUCCCACCUUUUGAGUGGUUUUAGUAAAAGUGUUCAUAGUAGCAGCUAUACACAAAUGUUACUGUGCAAAAAUUCUAUGCAAGAUAGGAUUCUGAUAUAAUUACUGUGGGUUAGGAUUUUUUUUUUUUUCUUCACAUGAAUACAACUCAUUACUUUGGUUGCUUACCUCGAGCUGACCGUUGAUUUUAUACCAAGGUUGUAUCUCUGGAGAACUGUUAUUUAAACAAAUCAAAUCUUUAUUAUGUGAUCUUUCUGCUCUGGGUUGUGAAUAGGUUGAAUGGAAAAAAAGUGGUGAAAGUUUGUGGUGAAAAACAAGGCCUUUCAUUGAUGACAUGUAUGUAUGAGGUACCUGGCUUCAGCUGGAUAUUAUGUACAUCAAGAUAAAAAAUUGCAAUAAA